Nicotiana tabacum (common tobacco) is the source of this 1023-nucleotide messenger RNA. RefSeq lists its product as uncharacterized. Lineage: Eukaryota; Viridiplantae; Streptophyta; Magnoliopsida; Solanales; Solanaceae. The record is from RefSeq and is a predicted model, not a curated record.
AUGGUAUUUCAGAGAAUUAAGAAAGCAAUUGGGAUUCGUAAGGAUUUAAUGUUUUUGUCAGAUCGACACAAGGCCAUUGCAAAUGGUAUUGCAAAAGUUUUCCCUGAGUGCUACCAUGGUAUUUGCAUAUAUCAUUUAGAAAAGAAUCUAAAGCAAAGAAGAGUGAGAAACACUGUACUAAACCUUUUUCAAAAUGCUGCAAGAGUAUACCUUCAAUCAGAAUUUGAUGACUUCAUGUCUCAAAUUGCUGUUGUUGAUAAGAAAACAUUCAAUUAUUUGAUGGAGGAACCACCAGGAAGGUGGGCUCAUUCACAUGUUCCGAGAAGACGAUAUGAUAUGUUAACAACAAAUAUUGUUGAGUCAAUGAAUAAUGUUUUGAGACGUGCAAGAGAAUUGCCACUUUUAACAAUGAUGGAUUUUAUACAAGAAAAGUUGCAAAGCUGGUUCUAUGAAAAAAGGACAACUGUAGAAGGAAUAUUCCAUGAGAUAUCAAAUUGGGCAGAAGCAACAUUGGAAGAAAAUAUUAAACCAACUUUUACAUUUAGAGUAUUGCUCGUUGAUCGACUCAAAUUCAAUGUCAAAGAAGGGGGUAUGGAAUUUAUUGUUGAUCUAGACAAAAGAACAUGGGAUUGUUGUCAAUUUCAGCAAGAUGAAAUACCCUGUGAAUAUGCAAUUGCUGCAAUUGACAGUAUAUAUCAAAAGAAAUCGGCCUUUUGCUCAGCCUAUUAUUCAAGGGACUUUUGGUUGAAAACAUAUGAAGGGCAAGUAAAUUCUGUAGGUGAAUCAUCAACAUGGGUUAUACCAGACACUAUUAAAUCAGAAAUCACUAAGCCUCCAGAUGCAAAAGUAAUGAUAGGAAGAAGACAGAAGAAUCGACAUGUUUCCGGUACAGAAUACAAGAAGGAACCAAGAUGUGGUCGCUGCAAACAAUAUGGGCAUAACAAAACAAAUUGCACAAAUUCUGCUGUAGUUCAUCCUUAUGUAAGAAAAUACAGGAAAAAAAUGAUUGAUUAUAUACAAUAA